CAUCUAUUUCAUAAAAUGAUCUUUAUUUAGCUAAUUUUUAUGUGUGUGUCUUUUAAGAUGUGAAUCCCUAAACUGAGACUGGAGAACAGAAGUUACUUUGUUUAGACAUUUUAGAGAAUAUAUCCAGAAGUCAUAUAUUCACACCAUUUCACAGUACUUUUCAGUAUAAUGCCUUAUCAGUGGGAUAUACUAACGUCAGACAACUUCAAGCCAGAAAAUAUGGCCCUUCCCGCAUUCACAGCUGCCUAAUUUCUAAUCUGUCCAGCAGAUCCAUUUAAAUGAUUACAAAUCUCCAUAAUUUUAAAUACAAAUAAAUUUGUCUAUUUUUACAACAGUGUUUGAAAUAAACUGAAAUAAAUCCUAUUUAGCUUUAUACAGAAUUUUAGGUGUUUGAAUUAUAAUAGAAUUUUACAUAUUAAUAUAAAAUAAGUCACAUUUUGUUUUGGACAGAAUUUGAGAUGUUUGAAUAAUAAUAAUACUAGAAUUUUAAAGACUUGUUAGAAAGUUACCUAGCAACAAGCCAGGUAGGUGCUUUAACUUUUUUUGAAGUGUGUUCACAAUUUUGCGAUGUCUGAAGCGAUCAACGCAAAAGGAAGCGUUCAAGACUGGAUCUCAAAGGACCCCGGACAAAAACCACCAAGGUAUGUACCCAAGCGCCUGGCAACUAUUCUGCUUGAUCAGAAGCCAAACAAACAGGCUUGGAAGACGAUGGGACCAGCAAAACUUGAAUUGCCUUCUCCAUCGAACUACCUCAAGAAAAACGCAAAGCGCCCCAAAGCUCCUGAGAGGACAGGGACUGAAGGCAUCCAGAAAACCAGUACUAUCACUGCAGUAAGGCCACCGCUCCAUGUACGGGCCAACUACCCACUGAGUCCAAUCAAGAGGGGUGUCAUACAGACAGCUGAUGUGAAGCCUAAGCCCUCUCAUGUAGACUUUGCACAGACACACAAACAGCUUCUCCAAAGCGCUGGACUUAGCCCCAAAUAUGUCAUGAAAAAGGAUUUUGGUCAGGUACCCAUGUACUUGCAGCAGCGCCGUGCAGCUGAACAGCAGGCUAGGGAUGACCUGGAGAGACUUGAAAAGGAGAAGCAGGCCACACGACAAGUGUCAGAGGACGAGCGAAAAGCUGCCCUGGAGGGCUUGAAGAAGAAAUGGCAUGAAGUGCAUCAUGAAUAUCAGGGCCUUCCUUUCAUCCUAUACACCCCAUCGCAGAAAGCCCGCAAGAUCCACAUGGAGGAGCAACUGACUGAACUGGAGAAGCACAUAAGACUGCUUGAAAAGUUCAAAACCAUCUACAUUUCUGAUGCAGAUGCCGGUGGAUGUCCUUAACCCCUGAGACUCCAGAUAUAUUAAAAAAAUAAAACGUU
Molecule: messenger RNA, 1367 nt
Organism: Xiphophorus hellerii (green swordtail)
Lineage: Eukaryota; Metazoa; Chordata; Actinopteri; Cyprinodontiformes; Poeciliidae
Product: enkurin-like
Exons: 5
Coding region: 568-1329 (253 amino acids)
Cellular component (GO): acrosomal vesicle; axonemal microtubule
Molecular function (GO): calmodulin binding
Source: RefSeq, a predicted model, not a curated record